AUGUUGUGUGAUCAGUGGUUCAUUUGGGAAUGUUCCGAGGAUUGGGGCUUGCACCCCAUGGACUGGAUGUCUGGUAAUCCACCUGGAAGUGUGUGGUCUAACAUCGGACCUACCGAUCGAUCAACCAACAACUCAUCUCUCUCUGACAGCGGUGAUUUUUCCCAACCUACGUAUUUGGAGAUGCAUGCACAAUCAGGUUUACCAGAGAUAACCCAAAAUCGACCUCAGAAUUCUCUAAACAAGCUUAUUUGCAACGGAAAGCGUGACAAAUAUUGUUCAGGGACAAACUACAGCGUUGUAAACAAGCAGACUGCGUUGUCCUGCGUUUCCGAGAACUACAGGAUCUCAAACAGUCUACAGCUUGGCUGGCACUUUGUUCCUACAAAAAUUUCACCGGACAAUAGAUGUACGCCCUCACAGAACUAUUCACAAUUUGAGGGGACUAACGAAGAGUGUGAGGAUAUUAAACACUCACAAAUAGUCAACGAUUCUCCAAAGCUUUGUUUGGGCGUGCCAUCACUCAGCAGAAGGCAAACAAAUCUGACGGAUAUUCGUAUGAAUCACAAGAAAAAUAUUCAGUUAGAACAGCAACUGGUGGAAACUCCAAAAACUUUAUCUUCCUGCUCGGGCCAGAAGCAGGACAGCCACAUAACUUCAACUUGUUCUGCAAUCACCCCAAAUCAUUCGGGCUCUCCCAAUAAUGUCCCCGAUAUUGGAAACAGUAAAUUUUCCCAAUCUGAGCACCCUGUAACCUGCAUGCGUACACUGGAACAGUACAUCAGAUUCAAUCCAACAAAGGACAACCAAAAGCCUGAAAGUCCACCGACCAUAUGUCGCUGGGCGAAAUGCUUCAAGGACUGCAAAGAACAGAAGUCGCUGGUGCUGCAUAUAGAACAAACUCAUAUUGCUCCCUACAUCAUGAACAAAGAGUACCGCUGCCACUGGGAAGGAUGUCGUCGGCAAAUGAAGCCGUUUAAUGCACGAUACAAAUUGCUGGUGCACAUGCGCAUACAUAAUGGUGAAAGGCCUAGCAAGUGUCCGUUCUACAAAGUUACAAGUGUUCGGAUUCAUCAUUUUCUGCUUGUCCUAACGCAUAAAGCCACAUUGUUACCCACUUUGUGUGUGUUUCAGUAUGCUGGAUGUAUAAAAGCUUUCUCCCGGCUGGAAAAUCUGAAAAUCCACAUGCGGUCACACACGGGAGACAAGCCAUUUGUAUGUCAUCUGGAAAACUGCAACAAAGCGUUCUCAAACAGUUCGGACAGAGCCAAACACCAAAGAACCCAUGUGCAUACGAAACCCUAUGCUUGUCAAGUUCCUGGUUGUACUAAGCGGUACACGGAUCCCAGCUCAUUACGUAAACAUUCGAAAUGUCACUGGAAUAGAAUGGAGGCGCUAUAUACCAUGCAAAAGCCAUACCUGUUGGACUCCAAAGAAGGCUUGGAUUUCACAUCACACUGUACCGAAGGCAUUUCAUAUUGCAAACGUACAGACGGUCUGCAUAAUGCGAGAUCAACCCGGCUGCCACACAUUUUCGCUGGCAAUGAAGAAAGGAAACAAAUUCGACAACAGAUAAGGACCGAAAAGGACUGUUCUGGGACAACUGAUCCAUUUGGAACUGCAUGGACAGAUGGAAAGGUGUAUGCAAUGGUUGAACGCGCGAGAUUCCUUCCAGCAGUGCAGGACUGCAGGUCAAGAGAUGAACGUAUUUUGAGGGAGCGAAAGACGAUUGGAUCGCAAACUCAAUACAAUGAGCUCACUGACCGUGACAUCCGCUUGCCGGAUACAACAAUGGACACGUUCGAGUGGCUUUGA
Opisthorchis viverrini is the source of this 1812-nucleotide messenger RNA. RefSeq lists its product as hypothetical. Bases 1 to 1812 code for a protein of 603 amino acids. The record is from RefSeq and is a predicted model, not a curated record. The transcript has 7 exons. Gene Ontology annotation, cellular component: nucleus. Gene Ontology annotation, biological process: regulation of transcription by RNA polymerase II. NCBI's taxonomy places the organism in Eukaryota, Metazoa, Platyhelminthes, Trematoda, Opisthorchiida, Opisthorchiidae. Gene Ontology annotation, molecular function: RNA polymerase II cis-regulatory region sequence-specific DNA binding; DNA-binding transcription factor activity, RNA polymerase II-specific.